Messenger RNA from Gambusia affinis (western mosquitofish), 6633 nucleotides. It is a transcript of the gene usp43a, whose product is annotated as ubiquitin specific peptidase 43a. Gene Ontology annotation, biological process: protein deubiquitination. The transcript is spliced from 17 exons. NCBI's taxonomy places the organism in Eukaryota, Metazoa, Chordata, Actinopteri, Cyprinodontiformes, Poeciliidae. Bases 168 to 3857 code for a protein of 1229 amino acids. Gene Ontology annotation, molecular function: cysteine-type deubiquitinase activity. The record is from RefSeq and is a predicted model, not a curated record.
GUGCAGCUCACUGGAGCUGCGUUGUGCGGGAAGACAAGGCGCUCUGCUCGGUGCGGAGAUCGUGACCCAUCGAAAUGUGAUAAGAUGUCUGGGGGAUCAUGUCAGUGAUCAUGUGCCUCAUUGGCACCGAGCCGGUGGCUGCUGAGCCGUAAGCGACUGCAUGAGCCAUGGACAGCCGAAAGGAGAGCAACACAAGAAAACAGUCAAUGAAAUCCAAAUCGUCGAAGGAGCAGAAACUCAGAAGUGGAAAGUUCGUCAGGAGGAAAUCGCUGCGUUCUUUAGGGAAUUUUAUGGGAAGGAUCCUGAAAACUUUGGGCACUUUAGCGCACUUGGGCGACGCAGAGCCGCCGGACGCGGAGGAGGACGACGGCGGCUUCGUGCGGAGCGCCUCGGGCGGCUUCAGGGACGAUUUCUCGCAGACCUCCAGGGAGGGAGCCGCGAAGAGGAGCUCCGCGGUGUCCUCCUAUCACGGUUCGGUGAAGGAGAGGCUGUCGUGGAGCUACGGCGACAAGACUCCCGGCGUGCUGGGACUGAAGAACCACGGGAACACCUGCUUCAUGAAUGCCGUGGUCCAGUGUCUCAGCAACACGGACCUGCUGGCCGAAUACCUGGGGCUGGGGCAGUACAAGUCGGAUAUUAGCAGCGGGAUGACGAACGGUGAGGUGAGGGCGGAUGAGGCGCGGAGCUCCGAGGGUGAAGUAACCGAGCAGCUGGCGUCGCUGGUUCGAGCGCUAUGGACGCUGGACUACACCCCGCAGAUGUCUGGAGAGUUCAAGAGCAUAGUGUCAAAAUACGCCUCUCAGUUUCGGGGAAACUCUCAGCAUGAUGCGCUUGAGUUUCUCCUCUGGCUGCUGGACAGAGUUCAUGAAGAUGCCAAUCCAACUCCUGACAACAACAGCAGCGGCAAGACCAAAGCCAGCAGUAAGGCAACCAGUGGGUCAGAGAAUCCUUCCAGUUUACCCAGCACACAGCAGCCUCGGGGUCACCACAGCUUUGUCCAAGAACACUUUCAGGCUCAGUACAGGUCUUCCCUGACGUGCCCUCACUGCCUUAAGCAAAGCAACACCUUUGACCCAUUUUUAUGCAUCUCUCUACCGCUUCCCCUGCGACAGACUAGGCCGCUGUGUGUGACACUGGUGUUCAGCACGAAGGGUCAAAGGUACUUGCGGGUGGGGCUUGCUGUGCCUCUGUUUGGUUCUGUAUCCUCCCUGAGAGCCAUGGUAGCAGCAGAAGGCAACAUCGCUCCUGAUCAGGUCAUCCUGUCCGAACUUUACUCCACCGGUUUCCAGCGUUCCUUUUCAGAUGACGACGACUUGACCGCCAUCGCCGAUAGUGACGUCGUCUACGCCUUCCAGGCUCCUCCAAACAGCAGUCGUGGAGGCUCUGUUCCUCACUCAGGGUAUCACCACAGCCUCCCAUCAUCUCCGUACUCCUCCACCAGAGGGCCCAAUGGUCAGAAGUUACCUGCAUCAGGACGACUCUCCUCAGAGUACCUGAAUCAGAGCAGCUCCUCCAAGGUUCUCCUGCUCAUGUGCAAUACAACUGGGUCUGGACAGCAAGCUGCCAGAUUUGGGCCUCCUUUUCUCAUGCUUGAAGACAGGAAUAUCUCGUGGGAGCAGCUGCAGCAGAGCAUCCUCAGCCAGCAGUAUUAUCUCAUGCUGAAUGGAUCCCAGGCUCAGAAUGCUGGCAUUGAAUUUAAGGUCAGAGUGGUUAGCGGAUCCACAGCCUACAGCUACUUGUCCCCAAAGGACAGUCGACCAUUGUGCCACCCUGCAGUCGACAGAGCUUUAAAGUUUUGUGGGCCAGGAGGACCUCCUCAUGUGAAGCUUGCUAUUGAGUGGGACCACACCUCUAAAGAACGUCUGUUUGGCAGCAUCCAUGAGGAGGUGGUGAAAGACGCAGAGAGUGUGAGGAGCCAGCAGCAGCAACACCUGCAGCAGCACAACUGCACCUUGGACGAAUGCUUCCAGCUUUAUACCAAAGAAGAACAGCUUGCUCCAGACGACGCCUGGAAGUGUCCGCACUGUAAGCAGCUGCAGCAGGGCAUGGUGAAGAUGAGCCUGUGGACGCUGCCUGACAUCCUCAUCCUCCACCUCAAGCGCUUCCGUCAGGUUGGUGAACGGAGGAACAAGCUGUCUACCCUGGUUCGGUUCCCCCUGACUGCGCUGAACAUGGCCCCUCAUGUAACGAAGAGUAGUCAAAGUAUGAAGAAUCUACAUUCGGGGUCUUCUUCCUCUUCCCGGAAACAGCCUUCAGGCCAAACUCAUCAUCCUGCUGACUCACUUCUCCCACAAGAUUGCCUGUACGACCUCUAUGCUGUGUGUAACCAUCAUGGAGGAAUGCAUGGAGGACACUAUACAGCUUACUGUAGGAACUCUGUGGAUGGCCAGUGGUACAGCUACGAUGACAGCAGCGUGGAUUUGGUGCCAGAGGACGAAGUGUGUACCAAGGGAGCUUACAUCCUUUUCUACCAGAGACGCAACGUUAUUCCUCUGUGGUCGGCCAGUAGCUCUGUUCGAGGAUCCAUAAGUUCAUCAGUGUCGGACCACUGGCUAAUCAGACUAACAGGGGAGAGCAAGAGAGGCAAUUUGGUGUCUCCUUCCUCCAACAUCAUCUCUUCUUUAUCAGACUCUGCAGAGCCUCCCCUGUUCCACAACAAAGAUUUUGAAGAAGAAAGGGGUGGUUUUGAAAGCCGCCCGUUUGUGCGAGGGCUUCAGGGACGCAGCGUAAGUAUGAGAGUUCCCUCCAAGCCAAAAGAGAGCCUGAGCAAAAAGCUUCCUUUGCGCUGGUCCCUUGGUUCAAAAGAGAGACGAAAACCUGAGCAAGUGUCUCCUCCAACGCAAGACCCCGACCCUGCAGAACUAGUGGAGUACUUAGAGUCUGGUCGACGACCCCGCUGCACGAAGGAUUCAAUAGUAACCCUGAUGAAUGAGUCACGUAGCAGCAAAAAACCCUCUGUAGGCCGGGCAGCCAGUGUUCGAUCUGCAACAGUUGGUAGUAUGAGUUGUGUUGGUAAGAUGGAAGAAGAGCCACAUUAUUCCCAGGUUCCAGAGGGUCAGAGAAAACCGUCAGAACGAACGUCAGAAAAGACAUCUGGGAAGACGGCCAGUCUGAGACGGAAAAAGGAAAACGUGGCAAAAGAAGAGAGCUCAGGGAAUAUGAGCGCUAGCUCUGGUAGCAACACCCUUUCCAGGAGGAAGGAGGGCAAGAGGGAGAGCUCUGCUAAAUCUUCACAAGAUUCAGAGAGAAAACUGAGUUCCAGCGCCGGAGUCCGUCAUAGUUACAGCACAUCGAGCCUUCAGGAUGGAACUCUAAGAAGACAAAAGGGAGACAAAGCGAAUAAGGAUCACCACAGCUCUGAAGCAGACAAGUCAAAGACAAUAAAAGAUGAAGUGCCCAAGAGUCAAGACAGUCUCUUCUCGUUUCUAAAAGGCAACUUCUUAAAGAAGGAUAAGAACUCUAAAAAGUCCAAGGAUGGCGAGUCAGAAAAAAAAGGUGGUGAGGAGAAAGGCAGGAGGACUUCGUCCAGGACGUCAAUACCUAAUGGAGCAGCUGGAGGAAGAACUGGAGUGGAAGGAAGCAAAUCAAAUAGUUCAGGCCGUCGGAUUGAUGAACUGGCAAACGGAAAGUUAGGACGCCCCACAGCUGACAUUAGACGCUCGCAGAGCUCCUCGAACAUCCCCACCAAAGCAGAGCAAAGCAUACGCAGGACAGCGUCCUUACAUCGUAAUGGGAUGCCCACAACGCCAGCACAACGUCUGACCACAGACAAACAGUCUUACAGCACUCUGCAGAGGAAUCGCUACAGCACAAACUCACUGGGCCGCAAGAAGACUGUCCCCGAGUCCAGCUUCUGACCCAGAGACACGGAGUCUUCUGCCGACGGAGAGCAAACGACUCACCAUCUUUUUGAUCAAAGCAAUAGAGCUUUACUUACAAUGAAGUGAUUUAGUGUUCCCGGAAAAUAAACAACUCAAGUAGUUUGCACAAUAAAGCUGGGAAACAUGAACUUGAGCUGGAAAACCUGUGGCCUCCCCAUUAAGACAUAUCAGUGGGAACUCAUUUUAUCAGUAAUAUAUAUACAUUAUGUUUUUAUGAUUUAAAAGAAGUGCCUAAGCAACACAAAUGCAGAUAUAAUGAUUUAUUUUCGUCUAUCAUCCUGGAGUCGCAGGUACAGGAUUUAUUUCCUACUAAUGCAGUAUGAAUGUUGAAAGACAUCACUCCAUUUUUAACUCGAAUGGUUUUGUCAUCAGGGCACAAUGACGAUUCAUUUAUAAGAAUGUAUUUUCUCUACUUGAUUAACAGCAGUGCUUUGAGGUUGUGAUUAUUGUUAAAUAUUGUUUGAUGAAACCUUUAUGCAUCGAAUCAUCUCCAUAUGGUUAACAAUGCGGGUGUGAUUAUUCAGUGCUUUAACCUUCAGCAAUUGCCUACUGUGAAGAAAGAUAUUAAUAUAUGAUGUAACUAAGAAUGUUUUUUUUAUAAAACAAAACACUAUAUUUUUUUCAGGACUUAAGCUGCUGCUUUUUUUCUGUUUCCCCUUCAUGAUGUUUUUUUUGUUCAUAAUUCAGUGUUUUGCUUGAACUCUAAAAUCUUUUGAUGCAUACAUUUAUCUGUGGGAGUACGGUGGUGAAGCACCUGGACGAGACGGGAGUUUUUUUUUCCCGUCUUUGCUCAAAAUGCAGAAAUGUAGCUAUACUGGUUCUUUGUUUGCUGCUGAUCUUAUUUAUGGUGGUAGAAAAUGUGCCUCUUCGAACCUUAUUCCACUAAAUAUUCCAGUGAAUAUUCCUCUGAAAUAGCUUAAAUAAUUUUGUUUUAUUGCAUUCUGCAAAAGAAAACUGUCAGCAUCUCAACUGAGAGAAACGGAGACGAGAUUUGACACCAAAACCUAAGACGUUAAAGUUUAUUUAAUGUUUCUGUAUAAAUCAUUCCAUUCACUAUUUUCACAUGAUUUUGCAUUUAGUUUUGCUGCAUACAAACUAAGUAAAUGGCUGGAAAUAUUGCAACAGUUUAAAAAAAAAAAAAACAAUAUCAAACCUGUUUUAGCCCAAGCCAAAUCCUAAAAGAAGAAAUUCGCAUUGGUACACAUAAUUUUACAAAACUGCUUCCAUCGGUUUGUGCAGCUUCCUCCUGUACUUCAUCAAAGUAGCAAAAACCCUGGUAGAUUUGCACUGCAGCCCUCGGGCAACUGGUUCAGUCAUCAGCAGUAAUCACCUCUAUGGUUUUACAUUUAAAGGAAGAAGAAAUAUGUUUAAAUCUCUGUUUUGAAUACUAAUAACAGUGUUUUGCAUUCAGUGUAAGCGCAACGGUGCUGCUGCCAACUCGGACAACUUUGAUGUUUGAUGCCGGACAACUUUUUCCUGCAUUUACCUGGGAAAUUUUCUGGCAUAUUUUAAUUAGCUGAAAAUAUGUCAUCAGUAGUGUUGCCCAAAUGUUUCUAUUUAGACACUGGUUACCCUACUCAAGAAAUUAAUUUUACAUUUAUUUUAAUACAUUAAAACUCCAAAGAGGAGCCAAAACAUAACCAAGGGUGUAGCUGAUUUUUUUUAUUAUUAUUUUGGAAAGCUUAACGUUUUAUCUCAGUCUAAUAUUCUUUAGGCUUAGACAGAGCAGAAAUGGGACAAAGCUAUGCAUAAAAAUCACUUUGCACUCCAAAGUGGGCAGCUGUCAAGUAGCGAUAUUGUCGCAUCAAAAAGGAUUUUCAAAAAAUGUUGUUUUUUUUAGUUUUGGGGGGGUUUUUUUAAUAAAAAAGUCUUUAUGUUUUAGGAUAAGAGGAACAAACACAGGAAAAAAGCUCAAGGUUUUUGUUGACAUUAUUGUUAAUAUUAUCAAACUGAAGGUCCGCCGCAGAUUUUUAUUUGGCCCUCUGAACACAAAAGACCACAUAGAUAGUUUUUAAGAUGUAGCUUUGUGCUUAAAUAUUUUAUUAAUCAAAUAAAAUGAAAUAAUUUUUUAUCUGUCUACUCAAACAUACAGAUUUUUAUUCAUAUUUUAACAGUUGGUUAGCGGAUGGUUUGUCGAUGUAUUCUGCUGUAACCAGCCCCUGAAGGACAUUCAUGUUCUUGAUAUGACCCAAAAUAAAAAUCUGUUUUUCUGCCCUGCUCUACAUAUUCACUUCACAUGUGCACACCACAAGUGUUAUUUAAAAAUACUUUGUAAAAUGGCAAAUUUCUGUUUGGAAAGAAAACUCUUACCAUUUUCCAGUUUGAUUUAUUUCAACCAUGCAAUAAAAGAAGAAAACAGAACAAAACUGAUCAAUACUGAACAAAACUUUUUCCUCAACCUAAUUACUUCCAUCCUUGUCUAUUAGAUUGCCACCAGAAAUCCUGUAAUACUUGCGAUCAGCCAACAGAAUCAGGAUUUUAAAGAAUAUCUGGAGCAUUGCCAAACAGUGUUGGGCUAAAUUUUCACUCAAGACAUUUAGCGUUCAUGUUUUUAUGUGUUUUUUUUUUUUUUUUUACUGUUUACCCUUGCCUCUCAGUUUAGAACAUUUAUAACGUACAUUUGAAGUUUAAUCGAAAUAGAAACAGUAAAAACACACAACAUAAAAAAGGCACUAAUUUUAUUUCUAGCACAAAAAGCCAAAAAGUGCAUUUGCAAAGUGGAACUUAAUGUCUUUGUUUUUUUGGGUUUUUU